Molecule: messenger RNA, 5398 nt
Organism: Entelurus aequoreus (snake pipefish)
Lineage: Eukaryota; Metazoa; Chordata; Actinopteri; Syngnathiformes; Syngnathidae
Gene: sh3bp1
Product: SH3-domain binding protein 1
Exons: 18
Coding region: 1385-3337 (650 amino acids)
Biological process (GO): regulation of actin cytoskeleton organization; positive regulation of GTPase activity; signal transduction
Cellular component (GO): intracellular anatomical structure; cytosol; cytoplasm
Molecular function (GO): protein binding; GTPase activator activity
Source: RefSeq, a predicted model, not a curated record
AAAGGGCUUUUCACAAAUACAAAUCAAAGUGCUAUACAAAACAUAGGUGAAUUAAAACAGGGGAAACGUCAUAAAAAGGAUAAGUUAAAAAGUCCAUCGACUAAAGGCUUGCAUAAUGCAUAACCGUAGUUAACACCGUUCAAAGCUCUUUGUUUUUGGGCACAACAUGACAUCACAAAUCAAAGACAAGUCAUUAUACAUGGAGCAAUUGUUAUUACAGUUGUGAUAACUUAAAUGAAAAUAUAAAUCACAGAGAUAGGGUGAGAAGCUCUGUCAUCCGGGAGGAGCUCAAAGUAAAGCCACUGCUCCUCCACAUCGAGAGGAGCCAGAUGAGGUGGUUCGGGCAUCUGGUCAGGAUGCCACCCGAACGCCUCCCUAGGGAGGUGUUUAGGGCACGUCCGACCGGUAGGAGGCCACGGGGAAGACCCAGGACACGUUGGGAAGACUAUGUCUCCCGGCUGGCCUGGGAACGCCUCGGGAUCCCCCGGGAAGAGCUAGACGAAGUGGCUGGGGAGAGGGAAGUCUGGGCUUCCCUGCUUAGGCUGCUGCCCCCGCGACCCGACCUCGGAUAAGCGGAAGAAGAUGGAUGGAUGGAUGGAUAAAUCACAGGUUGUUUACUCAACAUAGUAACCAACAAGGAAGUGAAAUAAAACAUUGACCAAAAAAAGCUACAUUAAAACGUUCAGAUACUACUACGCGACGGCUUAGAAAAUAAACCUUUUUAUAAAUUCAUAAAGAUAAGCAUUCAUCUUUCAGUGGUUCUAGUAUUUGAAUACACAUAUUACACAUUUGUCUAAUUUUAAAACUGGCCCUUUAGUUUAUUUUGAUUGUUAGCAACUCCUACUAAUACAUUGUAUUCAUUUUGCACACAUGCAUACUGGAUAGACCAGGGGUUGGAUUAGAAAGGACAGAUUUAAAAAUAAUUUAAAAAAAACAAAACAUUUUUUAACUUGGGACUUCCCGUUGGCCGGAUUUUGGACGCUGGCGGGGAGUUUGGGGACCCCUGGGGUAGACCAUUAAGUAUACCUGCACCAUCUUAUGAAAAUUCUACCUAUACAAAAAUCAAGGCCUCAAGUGAAUUCAGGUUGUAUAUAUGUUUACUAUUAAAGAAAAAGUACACUGAAGGUAACAGUUUGUGAUUGUCAGUAGUGGGGGAGUGGAACUGUCAGUCAAAACAGAAAAAAAACCCAUCUCUUCCCGCUCACAAUUGCAUGUGUGCAACUUCCUCAUUAGCUGCUCUAGAGCUUGAGAGCGCGCGUCUGAAAUCUAAACCGAAACGGUAAAAUCCAAACAAACAAAAAUCUGUUUUCUGUAGUAACCUGCUGGACCUUUGCUGGAGGAGGGGGGGUCACUAGGUUGGUCAGUUAUUGCUGAAACAGCCAAAAUGCUCCGACAGUCUCUGAGCAUUUUGAAGCAGCUUGGAUCUUCUGCAAAGUCACAUGAUGUCAGCGGGCUUCUACAUGAAGACCUGGUUGUGGUGGAGCAGCGGGUGGAACCAGCCAAGAGAGCGGCACAGAUGCUCCACAAGAAGCUGCUGGGCUGCAUGCAGAGUCAGACAGGACUGGAUGCUGAAAAACGGAUGAAGAAGCUUCCUCUGAUGCUGCUGUCAAUCAGCAUGGCGGAAAGCUUCAAAGACUUUGAUGCAGAGUCUCCCAUCAGGAGGGUGCUGGAGAUGUGUUGCUUUAUGGAGAAGAAGUUAGCCACCCUGCUCGCAGACUAUGAGAUGAAAAUGGAGAAGCAAGUGUUGGAGCCGUUGAAUAAACUUAGUGAGGAUGAACUACCAGAGAUCCUCAAAAACAAAAAGCACUUUGCAAAGCUCAACACAGACUGGAAUAAUGCACGACUCAGGAGCCAGGCUAGCACCGGUGCACAGGCAAAGCAGGAUGGACUCAAGGAGGAAGAAGAAGAAGCUUGGAGGAAGUUGGAGACCAUCAAGAAUCAGUAUUCAGCAGAUUUGUAUCACUUUGCAACCAAAGAAGAAGACUACGCCAGCUACUUCAUUCGCCUUUUGGAGCUGCAAGCGGAAUACCACAAACAUUCACACGACUUCCUGGAUAGAAAUAUAUGCGAACUCAAAGAGAAUCACAGCCACAAAGAGCCACCAGGGAACCUCUUCCGACAAAAGGUUUUUGGGGAGUCUCUAGCCUCUCAUCUGCGUGAAAGCAACAGGGAGAUCGCUGCCCCCAUCCAAGAGUGUAUUCACAUGCUUCUCAGAACAGGAAUGCGCGAAGAGGGUUUAUUUCGGCUCGCGGCUGCCGCCUCUGUGGUGAAGAGGCUGAAGACGUGUAUGGAUCAUGGGGUGGUCGACCAUAGCGAGUUCAAAAUGGAUCCCCACGCUGUGGCUGGAGCACUGAAGUGUUACCUGCGAGAACUUCCUGAACCUCUAAUGACCUUUGAACUCUACGACGACUGGUUUAAAGCAGCAGGUGAAAAAGAUGUCAGUGAGAAGCAGGAGAAGUUCCGAGCGCUGCUGAAGAAACUGCCGGCAGAAAACUACAACAACCUCAGUUAUCUAGUCCAGUUCUUGUCCCGGCUGUCCGAGGAGCAGUCUGCCAACAAGAUGACCCCCAGUAACAUCGCCAUCGUCCUGGGGCCCAACCUGCUGCGACCCCCAGCAGAGGGGGAGAUUCCCCAGCUGGACAUGGCGUCCGCCUCCUCUAUCCAGGUGGUGACGGUUAUCGAGCCUCUUAUUCAAUACAGCGCCACGCUCUUCCCUGAAGAGGUGUCCUUUGAGGUCCCAGAGCUUCCAGAGGUCCAAGAUGAUCCUCUAGUCCAGUCCUCCAUCUCCAAACCGACGCCGCUGAGCAGAACAGUGUCCUGUGCCUCCACAGCCUCCUCGUCCUCCUCCCACCACCCUCUCUCCAAGACCAACAGUGUGUCCUCUCAAGAUGGCGUCUCCUCUGUGAAAGCCGGUUCUGCUAGGCGCUCGGCGUGGAGCGGGCCCGCAUCCGAGGCAGCAACAGCCCAAAAAGAAACACCCGCCCUGCCGUCAAACCAGAACCCGACGCUGCAUCCUAGAACUGUGAGAACCAGCCAAGGACCGAGCAUGGACCACGCCCAGAAACAAUUGAGCCAGUUGGAGAAUAUUUCAGAAGCCCCUCCAUGCUCUGCCAAAGCAGUUGUGGGGAUCACACUAAACAAACCAAAGAGAAACGUCAGUGUGAGAAAAGCCAACAAAGCUAACGAGCCGAUGACGGUUUUCGACAGCAAACCCAAAGCCCCGGAGCCGCCGAAGCCACGGGCCCCUCCAGCUCAACCGACUGGCCUCAAAAAGCUGCCUUUUAAAAAGCCUGGCGUUAAAGCCCCAAACUGCCCUCCGCCACGUCCCCCCGCAUAGCAGUCCACAGAGGCACAGUAACAAGAGAUUUUGACACACAUGUCUUAAAUGUGUACAUCGCUCCCUGAGAUGUUUGGUGUGGAAGAACUGUAUCCAAACAACUUUGGGAGGAACGUGACCUUCUCUCUGACCUCGCAAAUGUUGUGCAUGAAUGGACAAAGACAGUGUUCCAUUUCAAAAUGUUUAGGUGUCCCAAUACUUUUGUCCACAUAGGGCCUGUUGUACUAAAAUCCAAAUAAGUUCUAAGUGGCAUGUAGUAUUAGUGGGCGUGUCUAGGACUGUGGUGCAAACCUGGUCGAUUUAAAUGUGUAUACCGGCUGUCACCAUGGAGACACUCAUUUACUGCACACGCAUUGCAUCAUAUGCUCCAAUCUGUAGUGUUUUGUUAUGUUGUGAAACAUGCAGCACACAUAUAUAAGGUGUACCUUCUUUUCUGGGUUGUAUUGAAGCUCAAUACAGACAACAGAACUUAUUACUAGCACGCCGAAGGUGCACUCUGGGAGGCAACCUGGUUGUUCUGAUGAUGUGUCUAGAAUGAUCCAGACGCAAGAAAAUACAUGUCGCAAGAAGUGUUUUUAUAGAAAUAAAUGAAUGCCAUACAAAAUAUCUAUUUAAUUAGUUUUAAUCAGCCCCUUAUGUUAUCCAGACAUUUUCAAAAAGCCGAUAUGUCUAAUAUGUUUUAUUUCUGACACUCCAAAUGUGCGUAAUAGUUUCUCUGCAUUAUUCAUCAUAAUGCUUUCUCACACCCAUUUGUGCUGAACUGUGUGCCGGUUUGCACACCCAUUUCCAGCUUGCUAAAUAUAGAUGCCAAGCGGUUUCAGGCUUGAUAAAUCCCACUGCGAGGAAGAAAUGAUUAUACUGUAUUUGCAUCUUCACUUCUACUAUAAAGAUAGAUUGCGCUCGCUAUUUUGCUCAUUUGGGAAACACAAUCCUCUGCGCGCAAGCUUAGUAGGUCAGCUUUACGUGCGCUAUCAAGUUUGCACAUUUACUGUGGUAUGGUUUAAGUUCAUUAUUAUGUAUUUAUUUGAUAUAAAUUAGUCAAGAAAAAGGUUUCAACAAAAUCAGUUAAUAAAGUCUACAAAGUCUUGACUUCAAAUAUUUAUUUGGGCUCCUGGCCCACAAUGUCUCCACCACGCUGAAAUAAAAAGCAUGUUUAUUUCCAAUGAAUGACAUCAUAGUGUGAUGUUUACACGAGUAUCUCAACUAGCUAGAAUAUUUUGAAAACAUUCAUUUAUUUCAGUAGUUCAAAUAAAGAAAAUGAAAUAUUUCGAGAACAUGUUCAAUAUAUUUUUUAGACUUAUUGCUAAUGAAAGCCUCAAAUUCAGUAUCUCAUAUGUGGUUGAAUAUUGUUAAACGACACUUCCCUAUAGCUUUAAUGAGCCUUUUAGCCAAAUUUGAACUCCUGAAAUCAAAGAACUUUGCAUUAUAUUCUCACUGAGAUGAAUAUUUACAUAUAAAACUUGGACUGAAGGUGCUAUAUUGUAAGUACAUAUUUAUAGGGGAGGUCAGUUGAUAUUUUCAUGUACAUUUGUAUAGGAAGUAAAUAACAGGAAAUAUGAUUUGUCUAUUAAAACAUAUACGAGUUCCUCUUCAUUAAAGGAGCACAUAGUAUUUCUAUAAAAGGUCUGCAUUACAUACUAAUCAUAUGGGUCAUAUCAUAUUGCAGGAUUAUCAACUGAUAUGAGUCAAAAAGUCUGGAAUAAAAGUGACUUUGGAUGGCAACCCCUCUCUGAAUUUAGGCCUGGGCCACAUGGCCUCUUUCAACUCGCUGCUUGUGUUCAUUUUGUUCCGUUAUAGAUUUAAGACAAGUGCAAGGUACUCCUGUCAUGCAGGUGGAAGUUUAGCAUAUACAUUGAAGGGCAUGACUUAUAUGUCCAGUGACAUUAGUGUUUCCUCAGCCAAAGUGUUGUUGCAUCAUUAUAAAGUACAGUGGAACUCGCUUAUCUCAACGUCCCUCAGACCGAUGUAGGCAUAAGUCGACAGAGCCCAAAUCAAAACAAAGCAUUGCGUGUACAUUUUCUUGAGACUUUAGCCAUAUCUAAAAGAGAAUGAAUGCUAAUA